Molecule: messenger RNA, 267 nt
Organism: Loa loa (African eye worm)
Lineage: Eukaryota; Metazoa; Nematoda; Chromadorea; Rhabditida; Onchocercidae
Exons: 1
Coding region: 1-234 (77 amino acids)
Source: RefSeq, a predicted model, not a curated record
AUGGAAUGUUGCAUUCCAUCUGCGGCUAAACCCAUGAUGGCAAAUAUGGUGGUGAUGUGCUGCGCUAAAUUUUGUAUCGACAAAAUGUCACUCAAGGGUGUUCUGUUAGCAAACAUCUCGAGGUUAUUUGUUGUUAGAAACACUCAUUGUGAUAUCGUUUUCGCUCCAUACCAUUGUGCCGGUCAGUGUUAUGCUAUGGAGUUUUUUUCAUUACUGCUGAGUUUUUCAUAUUGACUCAGGUCUUCUUAAAUUUUUCGUUCUGUGAAG